This is a messenger RNA of Arabidopsis arenosa, 1867 nucleotides long. NCBI's taxonomy places the organism in Eukaryota, Viridiplantae, Streptophyta, Magnoliopsida, Brassicales, Brassicaceae. The record is from the annotation of a GenBank genome assembly.
GCAGGUUCUGUCUGCUUAAGCUCCUCAUGAACUCAAUUUCUUCAUUUCUGAUUCUAUAAAACAUCCUUAAAAACAUGUCUACCACAUUGUUCAGAACAUUUCAGCCAAACCAGUUCUCACUUCUUGGAACUAGCUUGUUAAGAAGGAGAAGAAGUAACAACUUCUCCGUGAGGUCUUGUGGGAGCCAAACAACGACGACCCAUGAAGCUAAACAGUCUUCUCCAACAAGGGUCGCACCAAAAAACCACAAAAGCAACAAACUUGAUGAGAUUCUGAGAGAUUACGAAGCUGUAAUUGGGAUAGAGACUCAUGUUCAGCUCUCUACAUUGACAAAAGCCUUUUGUAGUUGCUCUAACAAUUACGGGUCGUAUCCAAACACAAGUAUCUGUCCUGUCUGUAUGGGUUUGCCUGGUGCUUUGCCUGUUUUGAAUUCAAAAGUUGUUGAAUUUGGUGUUAGAUUGGGUUUAGCUUUGAAUUGUGAUUUGUCUCUUAAGUCUAAAUUCGAUAGGAAGCAGUAUUUUUAUCCAGAUCUUCCUAAAGGUUAUCAGAUUUCUCAGUUUGAUAUCCCUAUUGCUUCUGGUGGUUAUGUGGAUUUGGAUAUUCCACUUGAGUUUGGUGGUGGACAUAGGAGAUUUGGUAUCACUAGGGUUCAUAUGGAAGAAGAUGCUGGCAAGUUACUUCAUUCAGACACUGGAGAUUACUCUCAGGUAGAUUUGAAUAGAGCAGGAGUUCCUUUACUUGAGAUUGUUUCUGAACCUGAUAUGAGAAGUGGUAUAGAAGCUGCUGAAUACGCUUGUGAAAUGCAACGGAUUGCGAGGUAUUUGGGAGUCAGCAAUGGGAAUAUGCAGGAAGGCUCUCUUCGCUGCGAUGUCAAUAUCUCAAUCCGUCCUAUUGGGCAAGCUGAGUUUGGCACCAAGGUGGAGAUAAAGAAUUUGAACGCGUUUUCAGCAAUAAGCAGAGCAAUUGACUUUGAGAUAUCAAGACAGGCACUUCUCUAUAAUCAGGGCAAAGCUGAUCAGAUUGUAACGGAGACUCGGCUUUGGGAAGAAGGCGCUCAGAAAACAGUAACAAUGAGGAAAAAAGAAGGGCUUGCUGAUUACCGGUACUUUCCAGAACCAGAUCUUCCAGAAGUUAUCCUCACCAAAGAAUAUGUUGAUAGCAUUCGUGCUUCUUUACCGGAACUUCCUGAAGCAAAGCGCAGGCGAUAUGAGGCAAUGGGUCUAGGCAUGCAAGAUGUGCUUUUCCUCGCAAAUGACGUCAGUGUUGCAGAAUAUUUCGAUGCAGUCAUUGGUAAGGGCGCUGAAGUGAAGUUGGCAGCAAAUUGGAUAAUGAGUGAUAUUGCUGCUUACUUGAAAAAUGAGAAACUUUCUAUCAAUGAUAUUAAACUCACUCCGCACGAGUUGGCUGAACUGAUAGCUGCAAUCAAAGAUGGAACCAUUAGCGGAAAGAUUGGAAAAGAGAUACUGUUUGAGCUAUUGGCCAAAGGUGGAACCGUCAAAGGAAUGAUAAAAGCAAAAGACUUGGUUCAGAUAACCGAUCCUGUGGAGAUCGAGAAAAUGGUUAUUCAAGUGGUCUCUGAGAACCCAAAACAGCUUGAGCAGUACCGCAGUGGGAAAACCAAGCUUCAAGGCUAUUUUGCUGGCCAGAUUAUGAAAAUGUCGAAAGGCAAGGCAAACCCAGGUUUACUGAACAAGAUCCUCCUGGAGAAGCUCAAUGCCAAAGACUGAUUGAAGCUUCAGCUUCAGCAUUGACAGAGUUAUUGCUCUUGAAAUGGUACAGAGUGAUUGUUUUGCUCGUUGGUUAAUGCUCUUGAACUAGAAUGUUCUUGUACAAAUCUUUUUCUUCAUUUGCGAUUUUAAAAUUGAUU